UUUAGGCCCCAAAUUUUGAGUCUAUCUUGCUGUGAUCUGGUUUAGUGUAUAAAUAAUACUAGAAAACCAAACCCGUCUCGGUGCUCUUGAAGUCAGAGUUUAGCCUUUCUUUUUUUUUUUUACAUUUCAAGCCAUCAAUCUCUCUUCAGAGGUUUUAGGGUUUCGUCACGGUUAAGUUCAACAUUUCUUCCCCUCCUCUAAACAUGGCUGCCGAACUGAAAGAGGAGGAGAUCCUCGCGGCCAAAUUGGAAGAACAGAAGAUCGAUCUUGAUAAGCCUGAGGUUGAAGACGAUGAUGAUGAGGAUGAUUCCGAUGAUGAUGAUGAGGCAGAAGCAGGACAUGAUGGAGAAGCGGGCGGUCGGUCAAAGCAAAGCAGAAGUGAGAAAAAGAGUCGCAAAGCGAUGCUGAAGCUUGGGAUGAAACCCAUCACUGGUGUUAGCCGUGUCACCAUCAAAAAGAGCAAGAAUAUCAUGUUUGUGAUAUCGAAACCUGAUGUGUUCAAGAGUCCAGCAUCAGAUACAUAUGUGAUCUUUGGUGAGGCUAAGAUAGAGGAUUUGAGCUCGCAGCUUCAGACACAGGCUGCAGAGCAGUUCAAGGCUCCGGACCUCAGCAGCAUGAUUUCAAAGGGAGAAACAUCGAGUGGUGCAGCUGCAGCUGCUGUUGAUCUGGAUGAUGAAGAGGUAGAUGAGGAGGGUGUGGAGCCAAAGGACAUCGAGCUGGUUAUGACCCAAGCAGGAGUGUCUAAGCCAAGGGCAGUUAAGGCUCUCAAGGCCGCUGAUGGAGAUAUAGUCUCUGCCAUCAUGGAGCUUACCACCUAAAUACAAACCUUUUCUACUUAGAUGUGGUUUUCGUGUUUUUGCUUCUUUUUUUUCAAAGUGACUUUGCAUGUUGUAUCAAUACACCAUAAGUUUGGACUCCUUUUCGUAUUUUUAGAGUCUGAGUGGCUUGUUAUGAGUUUAAACUGUUAUCCGUCAUAUCAAGAGAAAUGCAAGUGCUUCGCUUCUUCUCAGAGG
This is a messenger RNA of Eutrema salsugineum, 1013 nucleotides long. Its product is annotated as nascent polypeptide-associated complex subunit alpha-like protein 3. Gene Ontology annotation, cellular component: nascent polypeptide-associated complex; cytoplasm. The record is from RefSeq and is a predicted model, not a curated record. Gene Ontology annotation, biological process: protein targeting to membrane. The coding region runs from base 204 to 818 and encodes 204 amino acids. The transcript is spliced from 4 exons. NCBI's taxonomy places the organism in Eukaryota, Viridiplantae, Streptophyta, Magnoliopsida, Brassicales, Brassicaceae.